Molecule: messenger RNA, 840 nt
Organism: Ixodes scapularis (black-legged tick)
Lineage: Eukaryota; Metazoa; Arthropoda; Arachnida; Ixodida; Ixodidae
Product: Fanconi anemia group J protein-like
Exons: 2
Coding region: 1-840 (279 amino acids)
Biological process (GO): nucleotide-excision repair; double-strand break repair involved in meiotic recombination
Cellular component (GO): nucleus
Molecular function (GO): nucleic acid binding; DNA helicase activity; ATP binding
Source: RefSeq, a predicted model, not a curated record
AUGACCUGCAUGGACUCGAGUUACGCCAUGAAGUCUGUGUCGUCGUGCACGCACUCGAUCGUCCUGGCCUCGGGGACUCUGAGUCCGAUGUCGUCGUACGAAAAGGAAUUGGGCGUCUUCUUUACUCACAAGGUGUCCGCCAAGGAACACGUCGUGUCCAAGCGUCACGUCUUUGUCCGUAGGAUCUCGCAUUCGCUCAAGGGUGACAAAGAGUUUUACAUGAAUUACAGCGCAUGCCAGAACGAAGAGCUACUCAAGGCCGUAGGUUCCGUCGUCUACGAGUCGACCAAGAUCCUGAAGAAAAAUGUCGGCGAAACAAAGGCUGGCGUCCUGUGCUUCUUCCCUUCUUACAAGCUACUUCAGACCUGUCCAGACGUGUGGCGCAAAGUGCCUCUAUGGCCCAAGUACAAGACUGCGUUGAUUGACGGAGAGCCCGGCACGGUGGCCCUGUUUCUAGUCGUGCAGAGAGGCAAAAUGAGCGAAGGCGUCGACUUCUCCGAUUCGCUGGCUCGACUCGUCGUAUCCGUGGGGUUACCCUAUCCGUCGUAUCACAGUCCGGACGUAAAGGUCAAGGUCGAGUUUAACCGCAGCAGGGGCGGAGACGGGGACGAAUGGUAUAAAACGCAGGCGAUGCGAGCGGUUAACCAGUCCGUGGGACGCUGCGUACUUCACGUGAACGACUGGGGGGCCGUCCUAUUGCUCGACAGUAGGUAUUUUAGACCCGACGUUUGGAGCGAUUUAUCGCAUUGGGUCCAGGUCUGCGAAGACGAGUCGUCCACCUUCAAAGACACGAAGAAAUCUUUGCUCGAGAUAAACUCGUUUUUGAACGGUCGUCUAUGA